CUUAUAUAAGUGUCAGGCCGGUGACUGUCAGUCUCUUAUUUGGAGAUAAAUAUCUAAGGAACCCCAGUGACACACUUGUGAUAUUAAACUAAAGUGUUAUGGCCUCAGUGAAGAAAUCAGCUUUACAUCUGGACAUUGUGACGGCAAAGUCACCUGCCAACCAAUACCUGCUACAUUUAUUGGAAGACAAGAGAACAGUCUCCUUUCAGCGGCCAACAGAAGAACGGAUACAAGUUGUGUUUGAGGUGCUGGACACACUGACACCACAGCUGGGAGUCUUCUCUAAAGUAUUAAGACUCAUCAGAGCUGAACUACAUGAUGCCAUUUAUAGUUCGACUAUCUCUGCAAGUCCAGUUUCAAAGAAUUCUGACUCUUUGAUGAAUGUUCCUUAUUUCACUCUUGUGAGCAGGAUGAAGGAUGAGCGCAAUGACGACAUGGAGAAAGUACAAUCAGACCUUCAAAACGUCAAAGCAACUUUAACUCAAAGGGAAGAAGAGAAGCUUUGCCUCCAGAGUGAAAUCCAUGCACUAGAGGAAUCAAACAGAACAUUAGAGGCUGCGAUUGCUGAACUGAGAUUGGAGGCUGAGAAGAACAGAAGGAAAAUCAAAGAGUUAGAGAAAGAUCUGGAAGCCGAGUGCAAGCGCGGGAGAACUGAGAAACAGGAGCAGGAACAAUUAAUGGCAAAUAUUCAAGAUCAGUUAAAUACGGCCCAGAGUGAAGUAGAACAACUGGACGAGUACAGACAGAACUAUGAGAAUCUGCACAGAGCUUUCCACUCGCCCCUGGCAAGAAAGAGGCAGAACGUCUUAUCACCAGUGUGGAAGGUUCCGGCAGGACAAUCGUCUCCUGCCCAUCAGGCAAGUUCUCGUCGGGUUCUGUCUCGGCACAAACACGCGGCUGGAUAUUAA
Molecule: messenger RNA, 908 nt
Organism: Xenopus laevis (African clawed frog)
Lineage: Eukaryota; Metazoa; Chordata; Amphibia; Anura; Pipidae
Exons: 8
Coding region: 99-908 (269 amino acids)
Source: RefSeq, a predicted model, not a curated record